Messenger RNA from Ceratitis capitata (Mediterranean fruit fly), 2526 nucleotides. Its product is annotated as venom carboxylesterase-6. The transcript has 8 exons. The record is from RefSeq and is a predicted model, not a curated record. Lineage: Eukaryota; Metazoa; Arthropoda; Insecta; Diptera; Tephritidae. The coding region runs from base 254 to 2143 and encodes 629 amino acids.
UUACUGGUGGCGACUGUUGUAAGAUAUGAAGAGUACGCAGUGAAAAGCUAUCAAAUAUAUAAUUGAUGGAAUUUAAGAUAAGCCUAAACGAAAGUGCAGCAGCAGAACUUUUUACUGUUAACGAGCUUAUUAGAAAAAUUCACAAGCGAAAGCGUUCAAACGGACGCAAUUUGGGCGCACAGCACGCCUAAGGUGUUUGCUUGAAAAGUCUGAGUUAGUAUUUUAAAUAAACAAAUAGGUUUAUCACAUAAUUAUGGCGACGCUGACAGCGACGGACGCGGCUAUGCCAACGAAUAAUAGAUACAGCGCCUUCGCUACUGCUUACUCUACGCAUCUCUGGCGGACAGUUGUUAUGUUGUCUGUAGUUAUCGCAUUCCUAAGCCUACAACCCACAACAACAACCACAACAACCCCAUUAAUAACAACAGCAACUACGGCACCACCAAAAAUAGUAGAGCAAAACCCACAUGAGAACGUGAUUUCGCCGAGUGUUUGUAUUGCUGAGAUGAGUUGUUUACAAGGCAAAAUCAUGAUGGGCGUGGAUCACCAACCUUUUGAGGCAUAUCUUGGCAUACCAUACGCUAUGCCGCCAGUGGGAGAGCUGCGUUUUGCGAAUCCCAGAGCUUUUCCACGUUGGCGGGGUUUCCGAGAUGCCAGCGUGCCGAAGCAGGAGUGCGUGCAAAAAAAUUACAUACUACCAGGCUCUAAGGUGGAGGGCGUAGAGGAUUGCUUAUACCUAAAUGUCUAUGUACCAAAACCGAGAACACAGAAAUCACUACCAGUAAUGGUCUAUAUACAUGGCGGUGGUUGGUUUAGUGGCACUGCCAAUCCAAGUUUACAAGGUCCUGAAUAUUUUAUGGCAACCGGUGAAGUCAUCUUAGUGGUGUUUGCCUACAGACUGGGUCCGUUUGGUUUUCUCUCAACCGACGAUGCCAAUAUGCCCGGCAAUUUGGCUUUGAAAGAUCAAAAGCUCGCAUUCCGUUGGAUUCAUGAAAAUAUCGCUGCCUUUGGUGGUGCACCCGAGUUGGUAACGGUGUUUGGACAGAGUGCUGGCGCGAUUUCCGCACAUCUGCAUGUUUUGAGUGGAAAUUCGGAAGGUCUCUUCCAUAAAUUCAUUACAAUGAGUGGCACCGCAAACGUGCCAUUCGCCAUCAAUGACAAGCCACUGCAACAGGUUCUGGACAUGGCGAGAUUUUGCAAUAUCAGCAAUGCCGAAGAGUUGAGCACAGCCGAGCUGGCGCGCGCUUUACGAGCGGUGAGCGCUUACGAUUUAGUGAGCGCGGGUGAUAAUCUAAAAUAUUGGGAUGUUGAUCCAAUGACAAAUUUCCGUCCCAUCGUAGAGAAAAGUGCUGCACGUGAUGCCUUUCUCACCGAGCAUCCAUUGAAAUUGUUAAACGAAGGCAAAUAUAAGCCGUUGCCGUGGUUGGCUGGUGCUGUGCCUGGUGAAGGCGCUGUACGUGUUUUCUCAAUUUUGGCUAACGCAACACUGCGACGACAAUUUAAUGAAAAAUUUUAUGAGUUGCUGGGAAAAUUACUAGAAUUUCCGGAGAAGUUCAAUCGCACUCAAGUGACGGAGAAGACACAACAGGUUAUCGAUGAAUAUUUUGGUGGACAAACGGUCUUAAAUAAUGAUACAGCGCGAGAUUUCCUGGAGUGUAUCAGCGAUCGCGGCUUCCACCAUCCCUACUACAAUGCCAUACGCACAUAUGUGAAUACAAUGGAUGUCAAAAAGUAUCCCGUCUAUUUGUAUAAAUUCAAUUAUGAAGGACGUCACGGCUUCACGAAUCUCUACACCAGUAACGUGAAUAUCGGUAAAUUCGGUGUGGUCCAUUGUGAUGAUUUAAUUUACGCCUUCCGUGCGCCAUUGAUAUUUGGUGAUUUUGAGCCGGGCUCAUCGGAUGCCGCUGCAUCGAAGUUAUUUGUGGAUAAUUUCAUAUCCUUUGCGAAAUAUGGAAAACCGUUGAGUGAAUUCACGCCCAGGCCAUGUAAUGCCACAGCAUUUGCUCCUUCGGCUGAGUCGCAGUCAAUCUGUGAUUACUUGGAAUUCAUGCAUUACGGCACGGAUGGCUUCACAAUUGGCAUAAAUAAUAAAUUCAACGUAAGACGUGCUGAGUUUUGGAAUAAGAUUUUAGAAAUAGUUUAGGAGAAAUUUGACUGAUGUGUGGGGAGAUUCCAAAAUGUUGGAGAUAUUCGACAAAUUUUCAUGCAAUCCAAUUUGGAAGCACAUUUUAUGUGCAUAACACUCACAUGCGCUGAGAUUUUAAGCAAAUUAUUUUUAAUUGUGUAUUCACCUGUUGUAGAGGUCUUCAAUUCAUAGUGCAUUUACAUAUACAUAUAAUAUAGAUAACUAGGAUUUAGCUUUUAGAUUUGUUAAUGACCAUGAGUGUGUGUACUAUUGUGCUCGGUGAUUUUUAUAUUUAAAUGUUAUACUUUUUAUACAACAAUUUUUAUGUGCGACUGACAAAAUUAUGCUGAAUAUAUGUAGUUGUAGGUCAUUGCAUUGCAAUAAGGAUGAUGCUAUUAAUA